ACUGCAACACACAACUUGUGUCAUGUUGCAGAUUAGAGAUAUCUUGUAUUUUCGCCCUGCUAAAACUAACAGUACAACAACAGAAUGAAAGCGGCUGGUGACGUAAAGGAAACAAUUAUUCUAGUGGCGGAGAAAAUCUAAUUUUAACCUCUUGGUAUGUUACAUCUUGACCACAGUAUCAAGAACUAGCAGAAAAGACUUACAGACAGCUUUACAAGCAUGGAUGUCAUCUUCAAGGAAGGGAAGCUGUACCUUCAGGGGGUAAAGUUUGGAAAAAAAACAUGGCGAACAAUAUGGAUGUUGCUUUUUAAACCCAGCUCCACAGGAGUUGGGCGGUUGGAGCUCUCGACUGUACUUGACAACAAUGCUGCAACUGACCAGAGGAGGGUCGCUUGGCAAAAGACCCCUGACAGAAAAGUUGUGCGUCUAAGAGACUGCCUCAGUGUCAUCCCUGCUCCAAAAGAGUCUUGUCCUUCUGGGUACACCGCCUUCUACUUACACACCACUCUACACACCUACACCCUGGCCUCCACAACAAGCCAGGACUGGCUGAGUGCCCUCAGUCUUCUGGCCUUCCAGAAGGAUCCUGGGGAAUCAGACAAAGGGACUUUCAAGAGAGGAAAUGGUUUGACCAUGGAGGACAAUGACAUUUACUCAUCUUGGAAAACCGAUCGGACCCUUCCUCCAAACCAUUACCAAGCAGUUGUCCAGAGCACCGAGGCAUCCAGGAGGUGCAAGCUGGCUGGGAAGUACUUGGUCUCACCACAACAAGAGGCUUUGUUACUGCUGGCCACCAAUACCGAUCACAUAUUCUAUCGCUGGCCAUACAAGCACUUACGCAAAUAUGGACAGGUUGAGGACGGAUUCAGCAUUGAAGCAGGCCGUCGCUGUGAGUCAGGAGAAGGAGUGUUCAUUUUCCUGUCCAGGCAUGGUCCCCAGAUUUUCCAGGCUAUAUCAAAGCAGUGCUCUGUGGAGAGGAAGUCAUCCGUCCAGCCAGACAGAAGAUCGCUGAGUGACCUGUCUACUGUUAUCCCUCCAACCACAACCAACUGUCGCGCUGGUCCUCCUGUCUACAGUCCUGCAGAUGUUUCUUCAGACACAGAGGACGAGUCUGCCAGUACCAGCCUCUACUCGACUAUUAAUCACAACCCUGUACUAAAUGUAAGGCGGCUAUCUCUUGUCGAACCUCAUCUCUUUUACAUCAAGGAGGCUUUUGAAGAGGAGGAGAAACGCUGUCAUUCCCUGGAUGCUGUAAACCUGGAUAAUGUCAUGGAGGGCAGCAUUUAUUACAACCUAAGGAGAGCCACGCCGCCUUUGAUCAGAUACGAUGAGUUCAAACCCCAGAUAGACUCAGAUUGCAUCUAUUCGGAUGCAAAAAUAGUUGAUUCUCCCUUAAAUCGCCAGCUACAGCCCUUCUCACCACCCCUCCCUCCACCUCCUCCCUGCACCCUUCCCCAGUCUGCUCCCUUCUCCACACCCAAAUCCCGAUACCAGUGUCAGCCCUCUGCAAAUGACUACAUCCAGCCAGAGUACAAUGCACAAGCACAGGCACAGGCACAGGCACAGGCACAGGCACAGGCACAGGCACAGGCACAGGCACAGGCACAGGCACAGGCACAGGCAUGGGAUGACAUGAAGGAGAUGGAGGAGGCCAUGAGCCUCUCUACCCUCGUUACCCCCACAGAGCCCCCUGGCAGUUUUAAACACAGGCUGGCAGAAAUCAUUUCUAAGGACCUGGCAAAGAUCCAGCCACCUUUUCCCUCCGGAGCUGGCAGACCCACAUUUUCUCAGUAGGCUAUUAACAGACAGACCAGGAGGAGCGAUUUUAUUUCUUUACAAUCCCGUCCGCUGGGAACAUUUGGCAUCAUAUUUUGGCUUCUGCAGAUGUUUCUGUUGUAUAAAAAACGCAUCUGGAAUAGAUUUUAUUCUGUGGAUUGUUUUUACAAAUAAAGAGUAUUCAUGUA
Molecule: messenger RNA, 1964 nt
Organism: Cottoperca gobio
Lineage: Eukaryota; Metazoa; Chordata; Actinopteri; Perciformes; Bovichtidae
Gene: dok3
Product: docking protein 3
Exons: 5
Coding region: 220-1794 (524 amino acids)
Biological process (GO): Ras protein signal transduction; cell surface receptor protein tyrosine kinase signaling pathway; positive regulation of MAPK cascade
Cellular component (GO): cytoplasm
Source: RefSeq, a predicted model, not a curated record